AUUACCGUGAGGCUGCCGAACGUGAGAGCACGAUGCGAGGACUGAAGAAACAACACAACGACACCUGAUCGUGAGUGUGGCAUUGGCGCUCCGAACCGGGUUUGAGAGCAGCUGAUCGUCAGUUGUUGUCGCACCACCGCGGAGCGAGCUGAGUGAAGUUCGUCAAAGGCGGGAGAAAAUUGGAAGUGCGUAGCCGAUUCUCGACUGUUUCUUCGUCCCGCGAGUGACUGUGUGUGUAGUCGGUAGUUCGGGGCCCACAUGCCCCCCCCCCCCCCCCCCCUCGGCAGCAGCGCGUUAAACGUCGGAAAAUCAAUUUACACGUUCCUCACGGUGUUUGCUCAAGAUGUUGCGGGUUCUUCGGACUCUUUCCGUGAAAUCCGUCAGCGAACUGUCGUCGUCCGUCCUGCACGACUACCGCGAAUUAAUUGAGCGUUAGUGAAAUCUUUGAGCGAACUACGUUGCUUCACGAGACCCCGGAAAAAUCGUUUAACUAGGAAGGAAACCCAGACGCGAUGGAUAACAACUGAUCGUGCACCACGGCCCACGUGAUCGAGAUUGAAACAGAAGAUCCGAAGACCAUCCACCGCACGCUAGAUCAAAGGCAUCCAAGAUGUUGUCGUACAUGUUGCCGGGGGACGAAAAGCCGCCGCCGUCAUCGCCGAUGGAAAACCGCAAUGGAAACCUGGGCCAGAUGUCGGCGAGGAGUUACCAGAUCAAUGACCUUCAAUCCGGGGGCCCAGGGUCCCCGAAAAUGACGUUAAACGCUCGGGCCAUAAGCGCGCUUCAGUCGACGCUGGCCUCGCGGGGUGGCGGCGAUCAGAUCGAAGAACUCGACGAGGGGGACGAGGAUAUCGUCGACGAUCACGUCAAGGCCUACCGCGGUAUCAAUGGCCGGAAAGGAUCCGUCGAAAGCCCGAGACACGCGGCACUCGGCGUGGAUGCGGCCGGGAACGCGACGCGGAAAUCAUCCGCUCUGCACUCGUCUGGACCUGGAAGGGCCGUCGUUAAGGAUGACAGUCUUUACAGCAUUGGAAGCGACGCCAGUACCGUUGGCAGCGAGAAGAAGCACAAGCUGUUCAACGGUGCCAAGCACACCAGUCUCAAGAGGGUCUCCUUUGGCUCUAGCAAAGGAUCGAUGGUCGAGACACUCGUUUAUGAGACACCCGUCCAAGAGGAGCCGGAAAAUAACCAUUUUCACGAGCACAAUGGACGACUACCAACACCGAACACCUACGGCUCGGCGGCUCUCCUCGUCGCCCCUGAAACCGACGAGGGCCGAGAACGAGUCAGGGUAUCACUUCUUGAACCGACGCCUUGCCCGUCGACACCGGGCGUCCUUUUGCUCGAACCGACGUCGGACCUCGACGAUCACCUUCACACGCAUCUCACAAUGGCCACCAGUCCGGUCGAACUUCUUACCACCCACACGGAGCACACAACACCCACCUAUCACACGCAAAUCAGCACCGACAGCGGCUGGGACAACCCUUUCAGGCCGGACGGCGACCUCUCGAGGGAGGCCGACGAGAUCGUCGAGCUCAUCAAAGGCGGGAAACCGAUCACUCCGACUCCUGGACAGAACGCACCGGCACUUCCCGGAGUCGAGACCACGACCCCUGUUUCGGCGGCUGCUCCGGCUGCCAACGGUGACCUCGACUCGGGUGCGAACACGAUUCUGAACUCGACCGUCGCCAAUCAGCAAACCUCUCCGAGGCUCAAUCAGGGGAACGGUAAUGCUGCCCAUGUCACGCCGAAUAAGGGAUCUGCUCCGAACUCGAACAAUCAGAAUGCCGCGCACAAGAAGGUGGCGACAAGCGUCAACGCGGCGACGGUUGAGGUGGGUCGAGUUACGGCCCAGGGUCCCGGGGAUGCGUCGCAGGUCGAGCAUGUCACCCUGAAAAAGAAACCCAAGUGUAAAUGCUGCGUGCUGCAGUAGGAAGGAGGAGGAAGAGGAGGAGGAUGAAGGAGGAGAAGAGUUACGCACGGCCAACGACGACGACGAGGACGAGGACGAGGACGAGGACGAGGAAUAAGGCGAAUACGACGAUGGAACUCGAUUCGAUAAUGAAAAUCACGUCGGCUCACGUCCGGCUCUCGACUCUUUUCUGUAUAUCUCUGUCCGUUAUCUCGACACCGGCGCACCGACAUUGUUACACGUAUAUCCACCUACCUGCAGAUGAGGCUCGGUACACGCCGACAUUUCCCGCAUCGUCUCGUCUCUCAUGCGCGGGCAACCCUCUCCGAUCGAUCUUUCUCGACUGGGCUUCGAUAUAUGCUUUACAUAAUACAUAUUAUACAUACAUGCCUGUAUAUACAAUUUUAACGAGGAAUCUGGAAGAAUAGUUUUGCACCCAUUUUACUUUUUCUCUAUUUGGGCAAAAAGUCCUCGAGUUUAAGGAGGAAUUAGCUGUAAGAAAUAUCCCUGUUUAUCUUCGGAUUUUCAUAACGUAACAGCACAAAUUUCUUUUAUAAUCCAAAAUUGAGAAAUUUGUUUCUGAAAUUCAACUUGUUGGAUUGUUCGCGAACAAGAGAAAAAGACAACAAUCCUACAGCGAUGCUGAAACUUUCAAUAAUCAACGGAAUACGAUAUCGUUCCCAAAACAUCUGUUCAAAGUCGCAUGAAAAUGUGAACAAAAAAUGAAAAAUACAAAAAAAAAAAACAAUCGCCGGUUCUGUAAAAUAAUAUCAACAUCGAUAAUUGUCCAAGUUCCGUAUAAUUUUGAUUUCUCCGCCCUGAGUUUAUGCGCAACCAUUUAUAAAUAACUCCGGUAUAUGGAUAAAAAUGACAAGGGAAGGAAAAAAUAAUGACGCAGUCUUUAUAAUCCGGUGAUGCGGUGUAAAGAACCCUAAGGUGGACCGAGUCGAAAUUUGCAUCUUACGAAAGUCACGAUCCCUUCAUUAGCCUCUGAAUUCAAGGAAUGCAAUAUGUGAAAAAUUGCCAUUUAUACGGUUGAAUAACGCCUGGCUGCACCCUGUACGCCAGAUCGUAAAAUCUGUUGUUUAUCCACACGCUGCACGAUGGAAAGGUUUUGAAGUAAACUCGUACUAUUAUACGUAUAUGCAUAAGUUGAUUACCGAUCCUUUGAUAAUUGGAUUAAACAAUGAAAUCAGGACAGGUCAGUGUUGCGGAAUUAGCGAUGGUGACAGGCUUGACGAGACUCGUCCGUGUAAUCCAAUUACGAUAAUGGCAAUAGAGGAGAACCUCUCUGCAUAACUCAAUCCCAGCAUCGUUUUUGCCGGUCUGCAUUGCCUAAGUUGAAAAAUAAUCCAAUUACGCCAGACGAAAAGAGGAGAGCGAGAGAGCGAGAAAGGGAGAAAGAGAGAGAUGAUUUGAAUAAUUCAAUCAAUUUACUCCCGAAUUUUCGAUAAGCAACGAUCCUCGAAAAAUUACUGCGGUACAUGACGACGAGUAAUUGUUGUGUUCGGGUUCCGGUGUUAGAGGACCAAUGUUUUACAGAGCUCUGUCGAAAUUCGGUAACCGAUCGAAAACGAUUAGCAGACAUAUUCCGCUUGAAAUUCCGUAUCGCAUAGUUAUCGAUAACGAUAAAAAUAGUCGGUGAGAAAUAUAAUUUAAAGAGAGAAGAAAAAAAAAAAAAAAUUCAUACGCCAAGUUGAUAUCGUCGUCAAGUUACGGGCCUUUUUAAUUCAGUUUUGACAAAUCAUCUGUACACGCUUCACAAAAGCGAACUGUGAAGCGAAUAAGUAUAGAGACAUAAAUAGAGAUAUAUUAAAAGUCGGAAAAAUUAAUCCGCAGGCAGAACUGCUGACACGCUGCAUAUCCUAUUAAUUGUAUACACUUAUAUACUUUAAGUUUAUGACAAAUGUUUGUUUAUUAUUAUUACUAUUAUUAUUAUUAUUAUUAUCAUUAUUGUUAAUGAAUCUAUUAUAAUUAUUAUACAAUAACGAGUCUAUUUACAAUACCGUUUAAAUUUUCUUAUUUUUCUUUCAUCCCUUCCCCGUAUUUCGCGCAUCACAAUUGCAUUGCGUUAUUAUUAUUAUAUAUAUAUAUAUUGCUUUUACUUAUACUUUACUACUUUUUUUUUACCGCUUUACCAAGGUCUCGAUGAAUUUACAAGAGAGAUUACGACAAUUUUAUCAUGUAACAAAUUUUUAUCAUAAAUAAUUUCAAGAUUACUGCGGCGAAGAUUUUCUGCCAAUUACAAACCGAGUAACGUGUAUUUGGUAUUAUCGUUUCUAUCCUCCGAAUUAUAUACAUAUUUAGAUUUCUUUAUUUUUUUCAUUAUUUACAAUCACGCAGUAACGGUGUACAGGAGCAGGCAUCAGAUCAUCCUAGAAUCUAAAUAUCCAUUAGAAUUAAUAUUUAAGAUUCUGCGCUUUAUCGUGAUAUUAUCUAGUAUUAUACAUAUUUUGUAAAACAAGUCAGCGUGAUAUUUAUUUCCUUCUUAUUGUUGCGAUUCGAUAUAUGAUACGGGCCCGAGAAAAUGCGAGCUGAAAAAAAAAGUAGUCGAAAGAAAAUUGAAAAGUUGUACGUAACGAUAAUAAUAACAGCAACAACAACAAUAUUAAUAAUAAUAAUAAUUUGUAACAAUGAUUCGGACCAGAAAAAGAGAGAGACGCGACGAUUGCAGCGCAUAAUAAAGAGACAUGUCACGGGAAGCAAAAAGUCGAAGCGUAUGGAGGAAAAAAAAAGAAAAAUAUUUCGAUAAGAAAGUGAUGAAUGUAACGAAAAUAU
Molecule: messenger RNA, 4693 nt
Organism: Neodiprion virginianus
Lineage: Eukaryota; Metazoa; Arthropoda; Insecta; Hymenoptera; Diprionidae
Exons: 6
Coding region: 611-1936 (441 amino acids)
Source: RefSeq, a predicted model, not a curated record